AUGGGCGACAAGGCUUACUAUCAGCCCCCACCGGGACAAAUGCAGCAGCAGCAGUACCCCCAACAAGGGUUUCAGCCGACGUACCAGGACUAUCCUGGUUACCAGCCGCCGGCACAACACCCGUUCCAGAGCAACCAAGGGUACCAACCGCCUGCUCCUCAACAGUUCCAAGCACCUGUGCAGCAGUACCAGGCACCCCAGCAGUACCAACCUCCUCCUCAACAGUACCAGGCUCCUCAGCAGUACCAGGCUCCUCAGCAGCAACCUCAGCCUCAACAGCAGCAGCACCAGCAGCAACAGCAGCAGCAGCAAACACAGCCGCCCAAGCAGCACAAAUGGCGCAAGCGGUUCAAGAAGUAUGGAGGACGGAUGCAGUUCACACACCGUCACGUCGUCAAGGACCAGUCAGCAAGGACCAGCCAGCUGACCGGACAGAUGGGAAACUCGGCCGUCAGCGGCUUUGGCUGGGGUAUCGGUUCGACACUGGCGCGCAAGCUUGUCGAUGCGAUUUUCCGAUAA
Apiotrichum porosum is the source of this 519-nucleotide messenger RNA. RefSeq lists its product as uncharacterized. Lineage: Eukaryota; Fungi; Basidiomycota; Tremellomycetes; Trichosporonales; Trichosporonaceae. The transcript has 3 exons. Bases 1 to 519 code for a protein of 172 amino acids. The record is from RefSeq and is a predicted model, not a curated record.